UCAUGUCUUUUAUUUUUCUGUCUGUUUAUUUUCGCAAUGAGCCGCACGAAGAUACUUGCAAAAAUAAAUUUUAUUACCCGCAAAGCAAUGAGGUUAAACUAUUUAUACCUAAUAUAGAUCUUACGAUUAUACCUUAUUGGAUAUCUUAUAUAUUUAAACAGAUAGGAUGAGUCGAAGAUCACAAAACUAUCAAGAUCGUCAUGAUGAUCGUGAAGAUGACGACGAGGUUACUUAUGAUAUCAAGGGUCAAUUGCCAUUUACAACUCAUAAUACAUUAGAACCAUCUCAAAUCAUAAAAUUAUUUGAAUCAUCAUUUAAAGAAGUUAUUGAUUCCGAUGACUUAUACGAGCAUGUGCAGACUGUAAAGGGAGAUCUAUUCAAUAGAGAUUACAUCAGUGCUUUUGGAGAUGAAGAUAGAAGGUUAGCUUAUUUAGCUAGAUGGACCCCACCAAGAGCAUUGUGCUAUGCAUCAUUAUUUUCAUCAUUAACACCAAUAGUUGAAUUAUUCAAACAAACGGAAACUUCUUCAAAUGUGUUAUGUAUUGGUGGAGGUGCUGCUGCAGAAUAUGUUGCAUUAUGUUCUGUAUUCAGUAAAUUAAGAAAUAGUUCCAAUUCAGGAGAUUUAUCUUUACAAAUCAUUGAUAUUGCAGAUUGGAGUAAUAUAAUAUCAACAGUUGAAAAGUAUAUUAAGACCUAUUGGAUUCUUAAGGAAGAAAAAUUAAAGACUGAUUUCAUAUAUGAUGACAUUUUAAAGUUAAACACUUCUAAUGUUAAGUAUGAAGAACUUGAUUUAAUUACAUUAAUGUUCACUACUAAUGAAUUAUUUGCUGAAAAACGUCAAGAAACCAUAAAAUAUCUUAACUUACUUAACGCUAAAUGUAAAACAGGUUCAUUACUUUUGAUUGCAGAAAGUGCCGGUUCAUUUUCUAAUAUAACCAUCGGGACUAAAAAGUUCCCAGUUCAAUUUUUAAUUGAUAUGAUAUUAGUAGGAAAACAAGGCUCCAAUAGUGGACCAUGGGAAAUUGUUGAGGAAAGUGAAAGUUGUUGGUAUAGAGUAAAUACUAAGGAAGUUAACUAUGCAUUGAAAAUGGAGAAUAUGAGAUUUUUCUAUAGACUUUAUAGAAAGAAAUAGAUUUAAUCAAACGAGGUUUCGGUAAUUUGUUCAACAAACCGUUGUUGAAUAGCAGAUAGAAUACUAAAAUAAUACAUAGAGUCAUCUGAAUUAUCAUCAUUUAUAUUCUUCAAUGCAAGAUAUAAAUCAAAUAUUAAUUUUCUUCUCUUAAGAACAUAUGAAGUUUCAGUAACCUCCGUAUGACUUGCAACUCUUAACUUAUGAGCAAUAUUCUUUGCUUCCGUAAUGAGCGAUGCUGGGAAUAGCAUUGAUGAUUCAGCAUACUUAAUUCCAUAAUUCUCUAUAUCUACUUCGCCUCUAGUAACCUGGUAAUUCAUCUUAAGCUGAUCUUGA
This is a messenger RNA of Scheffersomyces coipomensis, 1465 nucleotides long. RefSeq names its product 25S rRNA (uracil2843-N3)-methyltransferase. The coding region runs from base 167 to 1132 and encodes 321 amino acids. The record is from RefSeq and is a predicted model, not a curated record. Lineage: Eukaryota; Fungi; Ascomycota; Pichiomycetes; Serinales; Debaryomycetaceae. The transcript has a single exon.